This is a messenger RNA of Sinocyclocheilus grahami, 2065 nucleotides long. Its product is annotated as kelch-like protein 31. The coding region runs from base 24 to 1931 and encodes 635 amino acids. Gene Ontology annotation, biological process: negative regulation of protein phosphorylation. The transcript has 2 exons. Gene Ontology annotation, cellular component: nucleus. Lineage: Eukaryota; Metazoa; Chordata; Actinopteri; Cypriniformes; Cyprinidae. Gene Ontology annotation, molecular function: protein binding. The record is from RefSeq and is a predicted model, not a curated record.
GGCUGUGACCCAUCACUGCAGUCAUGGCACCCAAAAAGAACAAGGCCGCUAAGAAGAACAAAGCUGACAUCAAUGAGAUGACAAUUCUGGUAGAGGACAUUCCCACCAACAAAAUCAAUGGGCUCAACACACUCCUGGAAGGUGGAAACGGCUUUAGUUGUAUCUCAACGGAGGUCACUGACUCCGUCUAUGCACCCAACCUCUUGGAGGGUCUUGGCCACAUGAGGCAAGACAGCUUCCUCUGUGAUCUGACUGUAGCAACCAAGUCCAAAUCCUUUGACGUUCACAAAGUCGUGAUGGCUUCCUGCAGUGAGUACAUCCAAAACAUGCUCAGGAAGGAUCCAGCCCUCAAGAAGAUUGAGCUCAGUGAUUUGUCCCCAGUUGGUCUGGCUGCAGUCAUCACAUACGCCUAUUCUGGAAAACUGACCUUGUCUUUGUACACCAUUGGUAGCACGAUAUCAGCAGCCAUGCUGUUGCAGAUCCAUUCUCUGGUGAAGAUGUGCAGCGAGUUCUUGAUGCGGGAGAUCAGCGUGGAGAACUGCAUGUAUGUUGUCAACAUCGCCGACACGUACAAUCUGAAAGAGACGAAAGAGGCUGCGCAGAAGUUCAUGCGGGAGAACUUCAUCGAGUUCUCCGAAAUGGAACAGUUCCUAAAGCUCACCUACGAGCAGAUCAGCGAAUUUCUCACGGACGACUCGCUCCAGUUGCCCUCUGAGCUCACAGCUUUCCAGAUCGCAAUGAAGUGGUUAGACUUUGAUGAGAAGAGGUUGAAGUAUGCUCCUGAUCUGCUGUCCAGCAUCCGCUUUGGAACCAUCUUACCCCAGGAUCUUGUAAGUCACGUGCAGAUCGUUCCCAGGAUGAUGCAAGAUUCUGAGUGCCACCGUCUGUUGGUUGAUGCCAUGAAUUACCACCUGCUGCCAUUCCAGCAGAACAUCCUGCAAUCCAGAAGAACCAAGGUCCGUGGAGGCCAACGAGUGCUGCUCACGGUGGGAGGCCGGCCUGCCCUAACCGAAAAAUCUCUCAGCAAGGACAUUCUCUACAGAGAUGAUGACAGUGUCUGGAACAAGCUGACUGAGUUGCCCGCGAAGAGCUUCAAUCAGUGUGUUGCUGUUUUGGACGGCUUCCUUUACGUGGCUGGUGGUGAAGACCAGAAUGAUGCUAGGAACCAAGCAAAACAUGCCGUCAGCAAUUUCAUCAGAUAUGACCCCCGAUUCAACACGUGGAUCCACCUGGCAAACAUGAUUCAAAAGCGCACUCAUUUCAGCCUCAACACCUUCAACGGUCUCCUGUUUGCUGUAGGGGGGCGUAAUUCUGACGGCUGCCAGGCAUCUGUCGAGUGCUACGUUCCAUCCUCUAACCAAUGGCAAAUGAAAGCGGCAAUGGAAGUCCCUAGAUGUUGCCAUGCUAGCACAGUUAUUGAUGGCAAGAUCUUGGUGAGCGGUGGUUACAUUAACAAUGCCUACUCUCGCUCUGUAUGUUCUUACGACCCAUCCACCGAUAGCUGGCAGGAUAAGAACAGCCUGAGCACGCCGAGAGGAUGGCACUGUUCAGUGAGCGUUGGAGACCGUGCCUAUGUUCUCGGUGGCAGCCAAUUGGGCGGCCGUGGCGAGAGGGUCGACGUCUUGCCAGUUGAAUGUUACAACCCUCACUCCGGCCAGUGGAGCUACGUCGCCCCCUUGCUCACAGGAGUGAGCACAGCUGGUGCUGCCAAUGUGAAUAAUAAGAUUCACCUCCUGGGUGGCUGGAAUGAGAUUGAGAAGAAGUACAAAAAAUGUAUUCAGGUGUAUAACCCCGUUAUUAACGAAUGGACUGAGGAUGACGAAUUGCCAGAGGCAACAGUUGGUAUCUCAUGUUGUGUUGUCACCAUCCCCACACGCAAAACACGAGAGUCGAGGGCCAGCUCUAUAUCGUCAGUGCCAGUUAGUAUAUAAGCAGCGAGGAAAUGUAUUUGAGUUGCUAAAUGUAAUAAAAUUUUACAAAGUUUUAUCUUACUGUUUGUUCAAUAAAGCAAUAAGCCCCAAGAAGCCGAGGUUUAUAGUGAAUUUAUAACAGCUAAGGGGCGUUG